CCUCGCUACGCUCGGCAAUUACUUCUCAGAACUGUAAGAGGUUGCUGGACUCAAGACUGCCGCUGCAGAAACGACUUUUUGUUUGAUACUAAGGGUCACUACAUACUGAGAGAAGCAUAGAUGGCUACAUCAAUUGACUUAAGCUUGACAGUCGUAAACAACGUAAGUGGUGGAGAAGUGGAACAUUUCAUCUUCUAUCACGAGUCACCAAACUCGAAACCCAACGCUGAUGUGCUUGUGUGGCAUACAUUAAAUGUUCAAACUGGAACAAGAAAAUCCUUUCCUGUUGCUUUUGACACAGAGUACACAGCGUCGGUGUUUCAUGAUGAUGAUGCCAUUGAGACAUCCCAAUCAAUUAGUGCAAACAAUGGUGAGGAGCUGAUUGUCACGAAACACGUCAAGAGUGAUGCUCCAAUAUUGAGAAAAGGUCUGACAACAAACCCAUUCGCUACCUAUGUUACUGUACGGAAUGAAUAUGAAGGAAUCAAGUCGGUCAUAGUUCAAGCAGAAAAGAAUGAUAAACCUCUUGUUCAGCAGACACUAAUAGAGCUGCAUGACUGCGCACAGUUUCAAAUUGGCUCAUUUAUCCACAUGGCUUGGAACUCUGAUCUGAAAGAAGGCAAUUUUUUCAAGAGGGAAACAUACUCAAGUAGCUCCCAGAAAAUUGAUCUAAUAGAUCCAAAAACCAAAUUGCCAGCGACAAACAUUAUUGUGACUGUCACCAACAAUGAAAAUGGUAUCGAAAUGGAAAUCGACUACCCAAGCAGCAAUUAACAUGUAGAAGGUUGGUAUAAACGUGCUACAAUUGGAGACAAACUGAAUGAUCAGCAUAAUUUAUCAAAGUCUGUUCCAGAAUUGAAGUCAAAUGGAAGUUGGCAGUUGAUGAGUCAGAGUAAAGAAUUAUGGAACUUGCAUAUGAGCGUAUAUGUACUUCUGACAACAUCGACAAUGAGAUAGAGGGUGCAGCAAUUAUAUAAAAAAUACCGGUAGUUGUUUAGUUUGUGCAGGCAAACACACUGUACAGGUACUGUCCUUGUAAUUUAGACUCUAGUUUUAGUCAUCAAACUGUCUCACUGUUGUUAUUACUGUUGUUAUUACUGUCUACCAAACAUUCUUGGUACAUUUUCAUCAUACAUUUUUCCAUCUGCUAAGGUAAAUGUAUUGUUUCCCAUAUUUAUAAAUAGGAGUUUGGUAUUGUUGCCCGCACCUGCACCAAUACCUGAGCAAAGCUGCUGCAGGUACAAGGUACAUGUCAGGCAUUGUAUGUUU
Molecule: messenger RNA, 1269 nt
Organism: Corticium candelabrum
Lineage: Eukaryota; Metazoa; Porifera; Homoscleromorpha; Homosclerophorida; Plakinidae
Exons: 2
Coding region: 121-774 (217 amino acids)
Source: RefSeq, a predicted model, not a curated record